Messenger RNA from Serendipita indica DSM 11827, 1914 nucleotides. The record is from the annotation of a GenBank genome assembly. NCBI's taxonomy places the organism in Eukaryota, Fungi, Basidiomycota, Agaricomycetes, Sebacinales, Serendipitaceae.
AUGGAAGAAAAGAAAGACAUAGUCACACAUUAUCCGACUCAGCUUCCAGCAGAGUUUACUGUAGGUUCCUCCAGGACACACCCCGUGGUCACGGUUUCCGAGCUUCAAGCGCACCUUCGUCUCCUAGGAGCAUUUCACAAGUUGAAAGUAGACGUAGAAUCGCAAGAAGAAGGUAUAGCAGCGACAAACAAGGACCUUGCUUGGGUCGUUUUCGUCAACAAGGCUGUCGUCUCAUUCUUCGACUGGACAUUUUCGAAAUGGAAUUCCACCAAACUUCCGCUAGAGAGCACCAUGAUGCCGCCACUUCCUGUCAUGAUGGUCUGGCAUACCUAUCUCCUCAAUCCACGUCACUAUUAUGAAGAUAGUCAACGUAUUUCCAGCUACUAUAGCGAAAAUUUGACUACUCUCGAAGAGUUUCCACUCGAACUAGCUGCAUCUCUGAUAGAUGACGAGACUUUAGAAGCCUAUUCACCGAGUGAAGAACGUCGAAAAACCUUUGAGGACCGCACGUACUCUGCCUACGACAUUCACCUGGUCACCCAUGCAGACGAAGGGCUUUCUCUCCCGUGUCCGUUUUGUGACCAUCUAAAUCCUCUUGUCACCUGGAUUGCGGAUGGAGAUCGUGGAUUUGCUCAGCCAAAGUUUGAGCACAAAUGCGAGGGCUGUAACCAAACCUUCAAUAAGGGAAACAUCGGAGUCGGUCGUUUUGUAGAAGAGUUUAUGAUGAAAAAGGAGGGCACCCCGGUCUACUUUCCAGAGACAUACCUUCGCGCACGAGAGGGGACCGUAGAUACUCAGGCGGCAGAUGCUCGCUAUUCAAAGCUAUUCAAGCAACUGGAUACGCAGUGGACCGAAAUGUCCUUACGGACCCCGCUAGAGAAAAUGGAGCAGAAAAGGCAGAUCGCAAACACGCUUCAAUGGGAUCCCGAGGUACUCUGCGACGUCAUGCAUACAAGUGCUCAGCCUCGAAUUCCCCUCAACAAGAAUGCACGCGUAAAACUGCUUCAUCGUAUAGCAAACGCAUAUAGCCAUGCAGGAUAUGCCUCCUUGGACCUCGUCGCAGCCAUGCUCCGCCAAGGAACGUUUAUCGACAAGAUGGUCGCUGGGAACACGCCGAUACUCGCCCCUCUUGUUCGUUCUGUCGCACGGUACCACGCCUUCUUGGAUUUAACGUACGUGAAUGGCUGGUCGCUUUUGGUUCCCACUCUGGAUAUCGACCUCUCUUGGCACACGCACCAGCUCAAAGGACGAUCCUAUCGGGAGGACACGUUGCGAAUCCUCGGACGAAUUCUCAAUCAUGAUGAUUCUAUUGAUGCGGGCGUCAUUUCUUCUCGCUACGACCAGACGGCGAAACUUUGGAGGGAGCGCUUUGGUGUCCCGUACAGCGUGUGCGGGUGCGCUCCAGACACCAUACAACCCCCCAGAGCAACGAAGUCUAGCUCACCAGUAAUACCUCGCUCAACUGCUCGUCCCAAGCGGCGCGUUGCCAUUGUCAGCAAAGUCGCCACGCUUCUCCUGGGCAAGUCUAAACCGGUACACGGGCCGGAUAUCGAGAGCGCUACCUCGACGAUCGUAGUACCCGAGACUUCGUGGCAGAAUCCGCGCCCAGAUCUGGUGUCUAUGGAAAGCGAGGACAGCGAGGCGACGCACCCAUCUGAGCACGAUAUUCUAUUUGGGAGACCCGAAAGUUUUGAACCACACGCUCGCCAAUCUCUGCGACAGAGAAAGGUAGAGGAAUUUGUCAACCACGCCCAGACAUAUGGCCAUGAUGAUCCGUUUCGCGUCCUUCAAGUGGAGCGAAACAGGAAAAAGGAAGAGGAUGAUGCACACGAAGAGGCAUUUACUGACUUCACGCAUGGCUCAGCAAAGUAUUAUGCAUUUUGGGGAGUUUCCAUGGCCAUCCCCCUCGGCUGA